Entelurus aequoreus (snake pipefish) is the source of this 14494-nucleotide messenger RNA. It is a transcript of the gene lrp2a, whose product is annotated as low density lipoprotein receptor-related protein 2a. The transcript has 79 exons. Gene Ontology annotation, molecular function: protein binding; calcium ion binding. The record is from RefSeq and is a predicted model, not a curated record. NCBI's taxonomy places the organism in Eukaryota, Metazoa, Chordata, Actinopteri, Syngnathiformes, Syngnathidae. The coding region runs from base 85 to 14058 and encodes 4657 amino acids.
AGCCAACAGCAUCCAAGACCCCCCCGCCCCCCAAGACCCUGCAGCUCCUCCAUCUGCACACUGGAGCUGGACGGACGAACCAGAAUGUGGAGAGCUGUGCCACUUCAACUAUUCCUUCUUUCCUUUUGCAGGGUUGCUUGGUGCCAAUCACAAGGGUGUGAACUUGGGCAGUUCCGCUGUGGGACGGGCCGAUGCAUCCCAUGGGACUGGUACUGUGACGGGACAUCGGACUGUUCGGAUGACUCUGAUGAACAUGACUGCCCUCAGAUAACAUGUGAUGAAAGUCACUUCCAGUGUCUUAGUGAUGGUGAGUGCAUCCCAGAUGUGUGGGUGUGCGAUGAUGAGGAAGACUGUGAAGAUGGUUCAGACGAGCGGCAAAACUGCCCUGGGAGGACAUGCACCAGUGGACAAUUCAGCUGUAACAACGGGGCGUGCGUGCCGGCCGAGUACCGGUGCGACCAUCUGUCUGACUGCACGGACGGCUCUGACGAGAGAAACUGCAAUUACCCAGAGUGCAUAGAUCUUAGAUGUGCUAAUGGCGCCUGUUACAAGCGGACUCAGCGCUGUGACCACAUACUCGACUGUCGGGACGGCUCUGACGAGACAAAUUGCACACAGCACUGCAAUGCAGGUCUGUUUCCAUGCCAUAAUGGGAUGUGUGUCCCUCAGCGUUACUUCUGUGACCAUGAUGACGACUGUGGGGAUCGAAGCGAUGAGCUCAACUGCACCUAUCCUUCAUGCAGGGGCGAUUACUUCACCUGCCCCAGUGGCCGCUGUAUUCACCAAGUAUGGCUUUGUGACGGAGAGGACGACUGUGAGGACAACGCAGAUGAAAAAGGCUGCGACAAUGCACGGCAGGAGUGUCACCCAGGAGAAUGGCCAUGUCCGUCCUCUGGUGCGUGCAUUCCUAUGGAUCAGCUGUGUGAUGGCACGACGCACUGUCCUGAUGGAGAGGAUGAAACCAACGCCACUGCUGGACACAACUGCAGUAUUUGGAGUUGUUCCUCUCUGAGUUGUGAACAUCGCUGCCAUCCCUCUCCUCAGGGAGGAACCUGUUCCUGUCCUUCCGGAUACAUUGUCAGCAGCAAUGACAGCCGCUCAUGUAUAGACUUUGAUGAGUGCUCAAUGUGGGGCGUGUGUGACCACCUGUGCGAAGACCGCGUGGGUUCCCAUCAUUGCAGCUGCAGGGAGGGUUACAUCCUGGAGCAGCACAGAUACUGUCGAGCCGAUCCAUCCACCGGAGUCCCGUCGUUGGUGUUUUCUAAUGGCAGAGACCUGCUAAUCGGUGACAUCCACGGCAACAGUCUGCACACUUUGGUGCAGUCACCAAACAGAGGGGUUCCAGUAGGAGUGGACUUUCAUUUUCAUCUCCAUAUGAUUUUCUGGACUGACACCAUUCAGAAUAAGGUGUUUUCUGUGGACAUGGACGGCUCCAAUAAGCAGGUGGUUUUAAAUGUAUCAGUUGACUACCCUGAGAACCUGGCGGUGGACUGGGUGAACAAUAAACUGUAUGUGGUGGAGGCCAGUGUCAACAGGAUUGACAUGGUGGAUUUGGAUGGAAGUAACCGGGUCACGCUCAUCACCGAGAACCUCGGAAACCCGAGAGGACUGGCGCUGGACCCUACUGUCGGCUAUAUGUUCUUCUCAGAUUGGGAGGCCCUCAAUGGACAACCAGGUCUUGAACGUGCUUAUAUGGAUGGAACCAACCGUUAUGGGAUCAUCAGGAGUAAACUGGGCUGGCCAGCUGGCAUCACAGUGGACAUUGAGGCCAAGCGUAUUUACUGGGUGGAUAGUCGCUAUGAUUACAUUGAAACUGCAACCUAUGAUGGGCUUCAUAGGAAGACUGUUGUUCAUGGAGGGGCUGUGGUCCCACACCCGUUUGGGAUCAGCCUGUUUGAGCACAGUGUAUAUUUCACCGACUGGACAAAGAUGGCAGUGAUGAAAGCAAACAAAUUCACAGACACACGUCCUCAGGUGGUCUACACCACGUCGCAGACGCCGCACGGUGUGGCAGUGAUACAUCCUUUUAAACAGCCACUUGUGGCAAACCCUUGCAGUGAGAGCAAAGGUGGGUGUGAUCAAAUAUGCGUUUUGAGUCACAGGAGUGACAAUGGAGGGUUAGGCUAUCGCUGCAAGUGUCGCAUCGGCUACGACCUACAAACCGAUGGCAAGAGAUGUUUGGCUGUGCGGCAGUUUCUCCUCUUCUCCAGUCAACUGGCUGUGAGAGGGAUCCCCUUCAACCUCUCCUCUCAGGAGGACAUCAUCUUGCCCAUCACUGGAUCGCCAUCCUACUUUGUCGGGGUGGACUUCAGCGCCAAGGAUGAUGCUAUCUUCUUCUCGGACACAGCAAAAGAUAUUAUCUACAAACAGAAAGUAGAUGGGACUAGCAGGGAGGUGUUGGCAGCAAACAGAGUGGAUGGUGUCGAGGACCUGGCUUACGACUGGAUUUCUACAAAUCUCUACUGGACUGACCCGCGAUACAGGAGCAUAUCCGUUAUGAAGGUUGCAGAUAAAUCCAGGCGGGCUAUCAUACAGAACCUCAACAACCCAAGGGCCAUCGUGGUGCAUCCUCUUGUUGGGUAUAUUUUUUGGACCGACUGGUACCGGCCUGCAAAGAUUAUGAGGGCUUGGGGAGAUGGAUCACAUGCCCUGUCCAUCGUAAACACCACCCUCGGCUGGCCUAAUGGUCUCGCUAUUGACUGGACCUCCAUGCGUUUGUUUUGGGUCGAUGCCUUCUUUGACAAAAUUGAGCAUAGCAAUUUUGAUGGACACAACAGGCUUUCUUUGGACCGCAUUACUCAGAUGUCGCAUCCAUUUGGCCUCACAAUUUUCGAAGGUUAUGCCUAUUUCACUGACUGGCGCCUGGGUGGAAUUGUCCGUGUCCGCAAGACUGACGGUGGCGAGAUGGUGGUGAUCCGACGAGGAAUUACUCAUAUCAUGCACGUCAAAUCUUUCAACUCCAACUCUCAAAUUGGUUCUAACCAAUGCAACCGGCCGACAAAUCCAAAUGGGGACUGUAGCCACUUUUGCUUCCCAGCCCCUGACUUUCACAGGGUAUGUGGAUGUCCGUAUGGCAUGAAGCUGUCCCCCGACCGGCAGACGUGUGUGGAGGACCCCUCAAGUGAGCCGCCAACACUGCAAUGCGGCGCUAACUCCUUCUCCUGUGGCAAUGGCAAAUGUGUCCCAAACAGCUAUCGAUGUGACGGUGUUGACGACUGCCAUGACAACAGCGAUGAGACCAAUUGUGGCAUCAACAACAGCACUUGUUCCCCUUCUGCAUUCACCUGUGCUAAUCAGCGUUGUGUGCCAGCCACGUGGCGAUGUGACAGCCACAACGACUGUCUGGACAACAGCGAUGAGUCCAGCUGCCCAACACAUGCACCCAGAACCUGCUCGGCCAAUCAGUUUACCUGCGCCAACCACCGCUGUGUCCCACUUACCUGGCGCUGUGACACGGAUAACGACUGUGGGGAUGGUUCAGAUGAAGCCGACUGCUAUCUGAGUUCGACAUGCCUUCCAGACCAGUUUCAGUGUCCAGACCAACGCUGCAUCGCACCCAACUAUAUCUGCGAUGGCGAUAGAGACUGUGUGGAUGGGGCAGAUGAGCAAGGAUGCAUCUACGACUGCACUGCAAGCCAGUUCAAGUGCACCCGAGGUCACCAGUGCAUCAACUCCUUCUACCGCUGUGAUGGUGUCUUUGACUGCACCGAUCGCUCGGAUGAGCAAGGCUGUCCAACAAGGCCUCCAGGCAUGUGCCAUCACGAGAGCGAGUUCCAGUGCCAGUCGGACGGCAGCUGUGUGCCGUCCACCUGGGAGUGUGACGGACAUGCUGACUGCCAGGACGGCAGUGACGAGCACCAAGCCUGCCCACCUCGUACGUGCCCCACCACACUCUACCGUUGUGACAAUGGCAAUUGUGUGCUGCUCAGCUGGCUGUGCGAUGGCGACAACGACUGCAGGGACAUGAGCGAUGAGCGAAACUGUCCCACGCCGCCUUUUCGAUGCCGGGGCUGGCAGUGGCAGUGUCCUGGAUAUAGUCUGUGCAUCAACCUCACCAGCGUGUGUGAUAACACUCCUGACUGUCCCAAUGGUGCAGACGAGUCUCCACUUUGCAAUGAGCCUUUGCCAGAUCAGGAGAGCUGCUCAGACAACAAUGCUGGCUGCACCCACGGUUGUAUCCAAGGGCCCUUUGGUGCCCAGUGCACUUGCCCCGUUGGCUAUCAACUGAGUAAUGACUCUAAAACUUGUGAGGAUGUUGACGAAUGUCACCCUCCUGGGUUAUGUAGCCAGCAUUGUGUUAACGAGAGAGGCUCUUUCCGCUGUCACUGCCAAGAUGGUUACACUCUGGAAGUGGACCAGCGGACCUGCAAGGCCUCAGAUUCUCGUCAAGCCUUCUUGUUGGUAGCCAGUCGGAAUCAGAUCGUGCAAGAUGACAUCAGCACUCAGCCCAACGUGGUGCAUCCGCUGGUCCGAGAUGGACGCAACAUCGUGGCCCUUGACUUCGACUCUGUCACAGACCGCGUGUACUGGUCUGACACCAGCCAGGACAGGAUCUGGAGCGCUUACAAAAAUGGCAGCGAUCGAACUGUGGUCUUUGACAGUGGGGUGACAGUGACAGAGAGCCUUGCACUGGACUGGGUGGGCCGGAACCUCUACUGGAGUGACUAUGUUCUGGAGACAAUUGAGGUUUCCAGCCUUGAUAAUACUCACCGGAGCGUGUUGGUCAGCGAGAAUGUCACAAACCCUCGAGGCCUGGUGCUGGACCCAAGAGACAGUACACACCUGAUGUUUUGGACUGAUUGGGGGAGGAACCCCCGCAUUGAGAGAGCAAGCAUGGAUGGAAAACUGAGAACCAUUAUCUUAAGCAACAAACUGUACUGGCCCAAUGGUCUUACCAUAGAUUAUCCCAACAAAUUAUUGUACUUUGCUGAUGCCUAUUUGGAUUUCAUUGACUACUGCGAUUAUAAUGGAGAGAACAGGAAACAAGUUCUGGCAAGUGACCUGGCUCUGCAACAUCCCCACGCAAUUACCAUUUUUGAGGAUUUUGUCUAUUGGACCGACAGAUACAUCAACCGCGUGAUGCGAGCCCAUAAGUGGCACGGGGAGAACCAGACAGUGAUGCUGGUCAACCUCCCUCAGCCAAUGGGUCUGGUGACUGUACACCCUGCCCGGCAGCCAACAGGAACCAAUCACUGCUUCCAGAACCCAUGCACUCACAUCUGCCUGCUCUCAGCUGUUGGACCAAUGUUUUACUCUUGUGCAUGCCCCUCAGGGUGGAUGCUGGCAGUGGACCAAGUGUCCUGCACUAGAAUUGAGGACCCUUUCUUGGUGGUGGUGAGAGACAGCAUCAUAUAUGGCAUUUCCUUGAAUCCAGAAGACAGAAGCAACAGCGCCAUGGUGCCUUUGGCUGGGCUUCAGAACGGCUACGACGUUGACUUCGAUGACACUGAACAGACCAUUUACUGGGUUGAACACCCAGGUGAGAUCCACAGAGUAAAGUCAGACGGUACCAAUAGGACUGAGUUUGCCCCUGCAGCCGUCCUGGGCUCUCCUGUAGGCUUGGCACUGGACUGGAUUACAGAAAACCUGUACUACACCACCCCGACAACACAAUCGAUUGAGGUUUUGAGGGUUACAGGGGAGGUACAGUACCGCAAAACUCUCAUCACAAACAAUGGCUCUCCAAAUGGAGCUGGUAGUCCUGUUGGCAUUGCUGUGGACCCAGCCCGUGGCAAACUGUACUGGACCGACCAAGGGACGGAGAGCGGCAUGCCUGCGAAAGUGGCUUCUGCAGACAUGGAUGGCAUGAACCCUGUUACACUAUUCACAAAUAACCUGGAUCACGUUGAGUUCCUCACAGUGGACAUUGAAGAGAACAAGCUUUACUGGGCUGUUACAAGCACCGGAAUGAUUGAAUGUGGCGAUGCAGAUGGGACUAACCGCGUCACCAUCGUGUCAGGGCUGGCUCAUCCCUGCAGUGUUGCAGUCUAUAAAAACUUCCUCUACUUCACUGACCGCGACUUUGAGGUGAUAGAGCGUGUGGACAAGUCCACAGGGGCUGACCGGGUUGUGCUACGAGACAACGUGUCUGGGCUCAGGGUUCUAAAAGUCCAUUAUCGAGAGACCGGUGCGGGCACAGCUAACGGCUGCACCAGCACCCUGGCUGUGUGCGAGCAGCUGUGCCUGCCUCGGCCAAAGGGUCAGUUUACAUGCGCGUGCGCCACAGGUUUUAAACUCAACGCUGACAACCGAACCUGCGGACAUUACCAGUCCUAUGUGGUCAUCUCUACACUAUCCACUAUCAAAGGAUUUAGUCUGGACGGGGAAGACCAUUCAGAGGCCAUGGUGCCAGUGGCUGGACGAGGCCGCAAUGCUUUACACAUCGAUGUGCACGUAGCAUCUGGCUUCAUCUACUGGUGUGACUUCAGCAGCACCGUUACAGCACAGAAUGGCAUCAGACGGAUAAAGUCAGAUGGUUCAGAAUUGCGUAGCGUUGUAACAUCUGGAAUUGGCCGCAAUGGGAUACGUGGCAUUGCCGUGGACUGGGCUGCAGGAAACCUUUAUUUCACCAAUGCCUUCCUGACAGAGACGUAUGUUGAAAUUCUUCGCCUGAACACUAAUUUCCGAAGAGUCCUAUUGAAGACCCAGGUGGACAUGCCACGCCACCUUGUGGUGGACCCCAAAAAAAGAUAUUUAUUCUGGGCUGACUAUGGUCAGAACCCCAAAAUUGAGCGAACGUUCUUAGAUGGAACCAACCGCACUGUUUUAGUAUCAUCAGGAAUUAUCACCCCACGUGGUCUUGCUCUAGACCAGGAAACUGGAUAUGUCUACUGGGUUGAUGACUCUUUGGAUAUGAUUGCUAGAGUCAACCCACAUGGAGGGGAGAUGGAGGUAGUCCGGUAUGGCAGUCGCUAUCCGACUCCUUAUGGAAUAUCCGUGUUUGAAGAGAAUAUCAUCUGGGUGGACAGGAACCUGAAGAAGGUUUUCCAAGCAAGCAAAGAGCCUGGCAGCAGAGAACAACCUGUUGUAAUUAGAGACAACAUAAACAUGCUGAGAGACGUUACUAUUUUUGACCAGCGCAAUCAGCCCACAAUAGACAAUAACCCCUGUUUGGAGGCCAACGGAGGCUGUGCCCAUUUUUGCUUUGCCCUGCCAAGCACUGAUGUUGGUCGCCCUUCCAAAAAAUGUGCCUGUGCAUUUGGAAAUCUUGCAGCCGAUAAUGAGAGCUGUGAGGUAUCAAGGGAUGACUAUCUCAUCUACACCACGGAGAGCACGGUGCGAAGCUUACGCCUGGAUCCCGAAGACCACGGCGUUCCCUUCCCUGUGAUCAAUGUGCCACGUACAUCUGUGGCGCUGGAUUUUGACCUCACUGACCAAAGGAUCUACUUCACUCAGAGCUCAGGUGCGGGGGCAAGCAAGAUCAGCUACGUCAGCCUAUCUUCUCCUACGUCAGCUCCAGUGGUAGUAGCUUCAGAUCUAGGGGCCCCUGAUGGAAUUGCAUAUGACUGGAUAAAUAAACGUAUUUACUACAGCGACUAUGCUAACCAGAGCAUCAGCUCCAUGUCUGUGGAUGGAUCCCAGAGGACUAUUAUUGCCCAUGUGUCUAGGCCAAGGGCUAUCAUGUUGGACCCCUGCAGGGGAUACAUGUAUUGGACAGACUGGGGAACCCAUGCAAAGAUCGAGCGAGCUACUUUAGCUGGUAACUUCCGGAAAGAGAUCGUGAAUAGCAGUCUGGUGUGGCCCAAUGGACUGACUUUAGACUAUGAGGAAGAGCGACUGUAUUGGGCAGAUGCCAGCUUACAGAAGAUUGAAAGAUCCUCUCUGACUGGAUCAAAUCGUGAGGUCAUCGUCAGCACGGCCAUCUAUCCCUUCGCCAUGGCCAUGUUUGAGCAGUUCAUCUAUUGGACGGACUGGAACACACGUAGCAUCUACCGGGCCAACAAAUACGACGGUUCCGAUCAAACAGUAAUGAUUCAGAACAUCCCCUCCAGGCCCAUGGAUAUUCAUGUUCUGGCCAGCGGGAAGCAUCAUCAGUGUGUCAGUCCCUGUCAGCAGUUCAAUGGAGGCUGCAGCCAUAUCUGUACACCAGGGCCUAAUGGAGCUGAGUGUCACUGUCCGUUAGAGGGCUGGUACCUUGCUGACAAUAAGCAUUGCAUCCCUGAUAAUGGUACCCGUUGCCAGGCGGGCCAGUUCACCUGCCUGAAUGGCCGCUGCAUUCGUGCCCAGUGGAAGUGUGAUAAUGACAAUGACUGCGGAGAUGGCAGUGAUGAGCUGGAGAGAGUUUGUGCCUUUCACACAUGUGAGCCUACAGUGUUUACCUGUGGCAAUGGGCGAUGUGUGCCUUACCACUAUCGCUGUGACCACUAUGAUGAUUGCGGCGACAAUAGCGAUGAGGGCAGCUGUCUGUUCAGACCAUGUGACCCCAAUGCUGAGUUUGCCUGCAACAAUGCCCGCUGCAUUGCUAAGGAUUACGUUUGCAAUGGCAUCAAUAACUGCUAUGACAACGGCACCACAGAUGAGCAAAACUGCCCUGAGAGAACCUGCCAGCCGGAACACACAAAGUGUCAGUCAACCAACAUUUGCAUCCCACGUUCAUACCUGUGUGAUGGAGAUAACGACUGUGGAGAUAUGAGCGACGAGAGUACUACACACUGUGCAACAUCCACAUGUUCCGAAAGCGAGUUCCGUUGUUCCAGCGGUCGUUGCAUCCCGGCCCACUGGUACUGUGAUGGAGGGGCCGACUGUGCCAACGGAUCUGAUGAACCCCUCUUCUGCAGCAGGGAAGCCAGAACCUGCAAUGCAGAUCAGUUUGGUUGUGAUGAUGGAAGGUGCAUCGCCUCAUCCUGGAUCUGUGAUGGCGACAAUGACUGCGGUGACAUGAGUGACGAAGAUCAGAGGCACAAUUGUGCCAACCGCACAUGCUCCAGCCUGGAGUUCACCUGCGAGAACAACCGGCAGCCUCAGCGCAAGUGCAUUCCUCGCGACUGGCUGUGUGAUGGCGAUGCGGACUGCACAGACGCCUUGGAUGAGCAUCAGAACUGCACCCGUAGAUCCUGUGGCAUCAAUGAGUUCACAUGCAGCAAUGGCCUCUGCAUACGUAGUUCUUACAGGUGUGACCGACGCAAUGACUGCGGUGACAGCAGCGAUGAACAGGGCUGCGCCUACCAGCCCUGUCAGCAGCAGCAGUUCACCUGCCAGAAUGGCCGAUGCGUGUCACAUGACUUUGUCUGUGACGGGGAUAACGACUGCGGCGAUAAGUCAGACGAGCUGGAGCACAUGUGCCACACCCCCCCGCCCACCUGUCCCCCAGGAGAGUUCAUGUGUGACAACGGACACUGUAUUCCCCUCAGCCAGGUGUGCAACCGCGACGACAAUUGCUCCGACAACAGUGACGAGAAGGGAUGCGGUAUUAAUGAGUGCACAGACCCAUCCAUCCAUCACUGCGACCACAAUUGUUCUGACACCCACACUAGCUUCAUCUGCACGUGUCGCCCCGGCUACCGCCUCAUGUCCGACGGCAAAACGUGCGACGAUGUCAACGAGUGUGCCGAUACGCCGAGCGUGUGUGGCCAAGUGUGCGAGAACACGGUGGGCUCGUACGUCUGCAAGUGCGCCCCGGGGUUCCUACGCCAGCCGGAUGGGCGCAGCUGCCGCCAGAACAGCAACAUCUCGCCAUACCUCAUCUUCAGCAACCGCUACUACCUCAGGAACCUGUCCACGGACGGACAGGCCUACUCGCUGAUCCUGCAGGGUCUUACCAGUGUGGUGGCCGUAGACUUUGACCGCGUGGACAAGCGCAUGUAUUGGAUCGACGUCAGCCGCAGAGUGAUUGAGAGGAUGUUCUUCAACGGCAGCGCCAGAGAGGUGGUGGUCAAUGGGGUUCUGCAUGGCGAGGGCCUUGCGGUCGACUGGGUUGGCAGAAAACUCUACUGGGUGGACAGUUUCAUGGAUUGCCUUAAAGUAGCGGAACUAGAUGGGCGUUUUGUGAAGAAACUGGCGGAACACUGUGUGGAUGCCAAUAACACAUUCUGCUUUGAGAACCCCAGAGCCAUGGUGUUGCAUCCCAAACAUGGAUAUGUGUACUGGACCGACUGGGGAGACAAAGCCUUCAUAGGUCGAGUUGGAAUGGACGGAACUAACAAAGUAGCGGUCAUCACCACCAAGAUAGAGUGGCCCAAUGGACUCACCAUUGACUACACCAAUGACAAGCUGUAUUGGUCUGACGCACAUUUGAACUACAUUGAGUACUCAGACCUGGAUGGUCACCACAGACACACAGUGUAUGAUGGAGUCUUGCCUCACCCGUUUGCCCUGACCUUGUUCGAAGACACGGUGUACUGGACAGACUGGAACACACGCACGGUGGAAAAAGGCAACAAGUACGACGGUUCUGGUCGCCAGGUUCUGGUCAACACCACUCACAGACCUUUUGACAUUCACGUGUGCCAUCCCUACAGGCAGCCUAUUGUAAACAACCCCUGUGGGGUGAACAAUGGAGGUUGCACUCACCUGUGCCUCAUCCGUCACGGGGGACGGGAACACACCUGCGAGUGUCCUGACCACUUCCUGGCAAUGCAAAUAGGAGGUGUGACCAGAUGCCUUCCCAUGUGCACCAGCACCCAGUACAGAUGCACAAACAAUGAACGUUGUAUUCCAAUCUGGUGGAAGUGUGAUGGUCAGCAAGACUGCAGAGACGGCUCAGACGAGAUGUCCACCUGCCCCGCUCGCCACUGCCGACUCGGCCAGUUCCAGUGCAACGACGGUAACUGUACCAGUCCGCAUUUCCUGUGUAAUGGCAAACAGGAUUGCCACGAUGGCUCAGAUGAAGAUCCUGUGCUGUGUGUGACACACCAAUGUGAACAACACCAGUGGCAGUGCGGGAAUAAGCAGUGCAUCCCUGAGUCGUGGCAGUGCGACAGAGAAAAUGAUUGUGCUGAUCAAUCAGAUGAAGACCCGUCGCAUUGUUCCACCAGGACAUGUCGCCCCGGACAGAUGAAAUGUCGUAAUGGACGCUGCAUCCCUCAGAGUUGGAAAUGUGACACGGAUGAUGACUGCGGGGACAACUCUGAUGAGCCUCUAGACGAGUGCAUGGGGCCGGCGUAUCGAUGCGACAACCACACCGAGUUCACCUGCAAGACCAACUACCGAUGUGUGCCGCUGUGGUCGCUGUGCAACGGCCACAACGACUGCAGAGACAACAGUGACGAGGAGGACUGUGAUGAGUUGGCCUGCGACACCAGUGGUGACUUCCAGUGUGACAACCAUCGCUGCAUCCCACUAAGGUGGCGCUGUGACGGCGAUGACGACUGUGGGGACAACUCUGACGAACGCAGCUGCAUACCGCGCACUUGCACCGAGAGCGAGUUCCGCUGCAAUAAUCUGCGCUGCAUUCCUGACCGCUGGGUCUGUGACCAUGACAACGACUGUGAGGACAACUCGGAUGAAAGGGACUGUGAGCUACGCAUAUGCCACCCUGGUUACUUCCAGUGUGGAAGUGGACACUGCAUCGCAGAUCGCUUCAAAUGUGACGGCAAUGCAGAUUGUGUUGACUACACAGACGAGUCGUCGUGUCCGCCCCGUUUUCCAAACGGUACGUACUGCCCGCACUUCCUGUUUGAGUGCACCAACCACGUCUGUGUCCAGCCUCACUGGAAGUGCGACGGAGACGACGAUUGUGGAGACAAUUCUGACGAGGGGCUUCACCUUUGUUUGACAGUCCAAUGUGAGACGCAGUUCCGUUUCCGCUGCGACAACAACCGCUGCAUCUACAGCCACGAGCUGUGCAACUCUGUGGAUGACUGUGGUGACAACUCAGACGAGAGACAAGAAAACUGCCAAAGCCCCACACAUGGACCCUGCACAGAGGAAGAGUACAAAUGCAGUAAUGGACAAUGUGUUCCUCUUCAGUACGCCUGUGACGAUUAUGACGACUGCGGGGACCAAUCGGAUGAGCUCGGUUGCCACCAGCAGAGCGGACAAUCUUGCAGUGACCACAUAUGUGAACACAACUGUACUGACUUGACCGACGGAGGCUUUCUGUGCUCCUGCAUGCCGGGCUAUUGGGCCAAAAACACCGAAAGACACACCUGUGAAGAUAUAAACGAGUGUGAGGUGUACGGCAUUUGUCCGCAAGAGUGCAAGAACACCAAGGGAAGCUACGAGUGUUUCUGUGCCGAAGGAUUUGAUUCCUUCGGCGAACCGCAUGGCACUGAGUGUGCUGCCCGAGGAAAUCCACCAGUGCUUCUCCUGCCGGAUAACGUCCGCAUCCGCCGUUUCAACCUGUCGUCAGAGCAGUACUCUGACUAUGUUGACAACGCAGAGCAUAUUCAAGCUCUAGACUACCUUUGGGACCCAGACAAACAAGGCCUCAGUAUUGUCUACUGGACAGUUCUUGGUGGAGCAUCUGAAUUUGGCUCCAUCAAACGAGCAUACAUGACCACCUUCAAUGAUCAAGGCAACAACCCUGUUAGAGAUGUGGACCUCAACCUGAAAUACGUGGCUGAUCCUGAGGGCAUCGCUGUGGACUGGGUUGGCGGGCAUAUUUACUGGACAGACGCAGGUACCAAUCGCAUUGAGGUGGCCAAGUUGGAUGGGCGCUACAGGAAGUGGCUGGUCCACACUGACCUCGACCAGCCUGCCGCUAUUGUUGUCAAUCCAGCACUUGGAACGAUGUACUGGACAGACUGGGGCAGGAAGCCCAAAAUAGAGUCAGCGUGGAUGGACGGCCAAAACAGACAGGUGCUGGUUGGCAAAGAAGACUUGGGCUGGCCUACUGGUCUCGCUUUGGACUAUCUGAACGGAAACAGAAUCUACUGGUGUGACUCUAAAGAAAACAUAAUUGAGUCCAUGAGGCCUGAUGGCACAGACAGAAAGAUCAUCAUAUCAGGAGAUGUUGGAAAUCCAUACAGCGUUGACCUGUUUGAGGGCCACGUGUACUGGACCACAAAGGAGAAAGGGGAAGUGUGGAAGACUGAUCAGUUUGGGAAAGGAAGCAAAGUCAAAGUUUUAACCAUCAACCCCUGGCUGACUCAGGUCCGCAUUUAUCAGGAGCAUCGACACAACCAGUCAGUGCCCAACCCGUGCAAGAAUGUGUGUAGUCACCUGUGUCUCCUCCGGCCUGGUGGAUACACCUGUACCUGCCCGCAAGGUUCCUCUCUGAUGGAUUUUGACUCGAGGGAAUGUGAUGCAGCCAUUGAAGCACCUGUAGCAAUGCCCCUGGCAUGCAGGUGCAUGAACGGCGGGAGCUGCUUUACAGAUGAAGGAGGUCUGCCCAAAUGCAAAUGUCCUUAUGGUUAUGUGGGAAGCUACUGCGAGAUGGGCAAGUCACGAGGUGCUCCAGCAGGAACAGCUGUGGCAGUUCUACUGGCAGUCAUCAUGGUCAUCAUUACUGGAGCUUUGGCAGUCGGAGUCUUCCUCAACUACAAACGGACCGGAUCCUUCAUCCCCUCCAUGCCCAAGCUGCCCAGCCUCAGCAGUCUGGUGAAGUCCAGUGACACGGGGAAUGGGGUGACCUUUCACUCUGGUGACAAUGUGGAUCUCGGACCAACGCAUAUUGGUGUGUCAUUCAUUGACACCAGCAUGCAGAUGGAUGAUAACUUCGCCAUGGAAGCUGCCAGACAUCCUGUCACUUUCGAGAACCCGUUAUACGCCAACACACCUGCUGUCAUUCACGCCUCCCAGAUGACAGUUCAUUUAAGUGGUGAGCCGCCAGUACAAAACAAUUUUGUCAACCCGGUGUAUCGUGCAGAACACAGCGAGGUUCUUGUCAAUACGUCGUCUGUCACACCAAAACCAGUUGAGGAGUCAACAUGGAGAUUAUUCAAGCGCAAACUGAAGCCGAGCCUCGCAUUUGAGAACCUGUCCUACUUCAAGAUGAAGGACGAGAAGCCCGAAGAAAGCGGCGGAGACACUCUGGCGCCUGAGCCCUCGCCCACUAAACCUCCGAGGAGGGAUCACCAUCAUCAUCACCAUCAUCAUCAUCACACCAGCACCUUUUCCCCCACAGAGGACAGUUUCAAAGACACAGCCAACCUGGUCAAAGAGGACGGUGACGUAUAACCCCGGCCAGAGAUCACACUUUGCACAGAAUUUAUUUUUUUAUGCAGCCUGUGAGAGAAAAAAAAAAACGAUUACAUUUCAAGAAUGAAGAAGAAAAAAAAAGUAUAUGCCUUGUGACAUUUCAUAUGCCAAUUCUUUAUUCUGAUGUUUAUAUCUUUUGCACUGAUAAAUAUGUUGUAUAUUUGUAAAUUUCAAUAUUAAUGAGUAGUUCAUGUUGCCAUAAGAUAAAAGGUGUCCAAUAUAUAUAUCUACAUACACGCACCUCAAACAUGCAGUUGAACAAAUGUGACUUCAUGACUCCUGAUGGACGCCACACUUGACCAUGGAAGAUGAUUGAUGAAAAGCCACAGAAGAGAAGAGAAGUCAUCUUGUCUCACAAUGAUUCCCAAUAAGUCUGUACACUUGAAAUGGUGGAAUAAAAGUUGUAUUUUGUGCC